Messenger RNA from Cynara cardunculus var. scolymus (artichoke), 2191 nucleotides. RefSeq names its product auxin response factor 18-like. Gene Ontology annotation, cellular component: nucleus. The transcript has 4 exons. Gene Ontology annotation, molecular function: DNA binding. The coding region runs from base 246 to 1856 and encodes 536 amino acids. NCBI's taxonomy places the organism in Eukaryota, Viridiplantae, Streptophyta, Magnoliopsida, Asterales, Asteraceae. The record is from RefSeq and is a predicted model, not a curated record. Gene Ontology annotation, biological process: response to hormone; regulation of DNA-templated transcription.
CAUAAACCAGGAUCCAUAUUUGUCUGUUCUAUCCCACCGUCCGGUCGGCAACCAAGCUUCAGCUGACCGUUUCUGUCUCCUGUUUUCCCUUAAAUUCCACUGCCCCUAACCCAUUCACAACUCACUUCUCUCUCUCUCUCUCUACUUUCAAAACCAAAUUUCAACAGAUUUUAUGAAGAUUUGGAUUUGACUGUCUCCAUUUUUCAUGCUUUUAGCCUUCUCUCGUGUUCUAGAUUAAGGGGACGAUGAUUAGUGUGAUGAAUUAUGUGAAACCCCCCAUGAAUGAAGGGGAUAAAUGCUUGGAUUCUCAGUUAUGGCAUGCUUGUGCUGGUGGGAUGGUACAAAUGCCGCCAUUAAACUCCAAGGUUUUCUAUUUUCCUCAAGGCCAUGCUGAACAUGCUGCCUCUGGGAAUGUGAAUUUUGGGGAUUUCCCACGAAUCCCAUCUUUCAUUCUGUGUCGAGUUUCUGCCCUCAGAUUCAUGGCGGAUGCGGACACAGAUGAGGUUUAUGCUAAGAUUGGUCUUGUUCCCUUGAGAAAUCAGAAUGAUGAUGAUGAUGAUGAUAAUGGGAUUUUAGGGUUUGAUCAAAACAAGAAGAAGAAUGAAGAAAAUCCCACAUCUUUUGCAAAGACAUUGACUCAAUCAGAUGCUAACAAUGGUGGAGGAUUCUCUGUACCCAGGUACUGUGCUGAGACAAUAUUUCCCAGGUUGGAUUACACGGCUGAUCCACCGGUUCAGACCAUAUUGGCCAAGGACGUUCAUGGCCAGAUUUGGAAGUUUAGGCAUAUUUACAGAGGGACACCACGACGCCAUCUAUUGACCACUGGUUGGAGCAACUUUGUGAACCAUAAAAAGCUUGUGGCUGGGGAUUCUGUUGUGUUUCUUAGAGCCGAUAGUGGUGAACUCUGUAUUGGAAUUCGUAGGGCAAAAAGGGGUGUUCUUGAUUCCUCUCUAUAUGGUGGUGGGUUUUCUGGGGAGAGUUACAAGGUGUUGAGGAAUCCUAAAGGGAAAUAUAGUGUUGAAUCUGUGAUAGAAGCUGCAAAUCUAGCAGUAAAUGGUCAGCCAUUUGAGGUUUUUUACCACCCACGAGCAAGCACUCCAGAGUUUUGCGUAAGAGCUUCGAUUGUCAAGGCUGCAAUGAGGGUUCAAUGGUGUCCUGGGAUGAGGUUCAAGAUGGCUUUUGAGACAGAGGAUUCAUCACGAAUCAGCUGGUUCAUGGGCACCAUUUCUUCUCUUCAUGUCCAUGAUCAAAUCCAUUGGCCUAAUUCUCCAUGGAGGCUUCUCCAGGUAUCAUGGGAUGAACCUGAUUUGCUACAAAAUGUGAAGCGAGUAAGCCCAUGGUUGGUUGAAAUGGUGUCGAACAUACCUGCCAUUCAUCUUUCACCCUUUUCACCUCCAAGAAAGAAGCUCCGAAUCCCUCAACCUCCCGAUUUCCCCCUUUGUCAACUGCCAAUCACAUCCAAUAAUAUUCCCAUUCCCACUAGCAUCCAGGGAGCCAGGCAUAAUUCUCAAUUUGGAUCUGAUCAAUAUAACAAAACUCAGUCUUUCCCAUCUGGGAUCCUGAAUCAUGACCCUCUGAGAAGAUUCAUGGAAACAACGAAAGAAAACGUUUCUUGCUUGCUAACCAUAGGAAACAGCUGCUCGAAGAAGAACAAUGAUGACGAAGAAAAAGAUAAGAAAAAACCCAUGUUUGUGCUGUUUGGUCAGCCAAUCUUGACUGAACAACAGUUAUCAGAGAGCUGGUCCGGUGUCUCUGAUGGUUCAGUGGUCCUUGAAAAUGGUCCAGUUGAAACCUCAUCUGGUCCAUGGUUCAAAGAAGAAAAGUCCGAGUUUGGGCUGAGACUUGUUGACUUUUAGGUCAUAUGAAGAGAUUGUACAAAAGCUUUCUGAUGGUGCAGUAAAAGAAAUAUCAGAUGAAGCCUUCAGUGAAAAGCUAACAAAUAUCAAAUGGAAUCAGGCAGUAAUGAUAGUGUUAAAUAUGAAAUGGAAUCAGGCAGUAAUGAUAGUGUUAGCAGCAGGUAAUAAGAGCCUGAUACAGUUUCUUGUUUUGUUUGGUGGGAAAAGUCCCAUUCGACCGAUUUUGAGACAUUUUAGGUUGCAGAUUUGAUACUUUGUUCAUCUGUUUCAAAUGGGUUUCUGGUGAAUCAUUUGGGUUGCAAUGAAAUGGGUUUCUUGUGGAUUUGAGGAAGAAA